This is a messenger RNA of Octopus bimaculoides (California two-spot octopus), 8100 nucleotides long. Its product is annotated as multiple epidermal growth factor-like domains protein 8. Gene Ontology annotation, molecular function: calcium ion binding; protein binding. NCBI's taxonomy places the organism in Eukaryota, Metazoa, Mollusca, Cephalopoda, Octopoda, Octopodidae. The record is from RefSeq and is a predicted model, not a curated record.
AUGUCGUCAGAUGAAGACGACACAGAGAAUUGGAAUUCUCUUUGCCGAAAGUUUAGGAUUCAAAUAUGGGCAGUAAUUUUAACCAAUGGAAUUACCAACGAUUAUGCUUGUUCGGGCAAACGACCAUUACGUCAUAUUGCUGCCUUUUGUGACUUGUUACAGCGGUAUGCCCUUAAGAAAGCAAUUAAAGUAGAAUCGGUUAGACUUGUUUGGAUGCGUCUUGGCAGCUAUCUACUGCAACUGGCAGCAAAACAGGAGUAUCCUCAUCUCUGUAAAGUGAGCAGCGGUGGCACUGCUAAAGAAAGAUCCAAACAAGGGAACGUCGUAGAUAACUUCAGGCCCAUCACUCUGCUCAACGCAGAUUUGGCGCUUGUCAUCAAGCGGUUGGCGCUUGUCAUCGAGAAACUGGUCGACAAGGCGCAAACCUUUAAUAUCUUUCUGGACUUUACAGAUCCACAAAAUACAUGCUUGAUUGCUAAUGGUACCAAAUCUGGAUUAAUUGGAUGGUGGGCAGGUCUCAGUGCAGCACUGACAAAUGUGAAUCAGUGUAGAGUAGAAGACCAACCUGCUGGACUACAUUGGCUCAAAUAUCAAAAUCCCUUGAACCCGAAUUAUCCAGACCAAGCUGAGAUCAUUCGAGAAACAGCGAGUCAUCUUAAAUUUGAAUCAACCUUAGCAAAGGAUGUUGACCAAAAUGGUUUUUACAUUGCCCAUUAUACUGGCUUCAUAUAUCCUCUACAAUUUCCACCCCCAAAUGACAACAAAUCACUUGUGCUUACAGUUGGAACCUCUUCUGCUAAAAUUACAUUAUAUUUAAGCAAAGACAAAUACAAAAAAAAUAAGGAGAAAGUAACUGGUAGCGGUGAUCGAUAUGAAAAAUCUGUUGCUUACAAAGCUAGACGAUUUGGUGAUUCAAUGCUUUUUACAAAUAGAAGUAGAGGUGCAAAAUAUUAUGUUGAUCUUGAAGCACAGCUCAACAUUACUACAUCACAAAAUAGUGUCACUGAAUUCAAGUCAACCAUUGACAUUACUUGGAAUAAUAUACGGCAGAAAAAGAACAAUCUCCGUCAGAAAAAUGAAGUUGAUGAACAAGCUCUUACUUAUGAGUUCCUUCAGCCUUAUUAUGAAGGAAAUUGUGAUCAGCAUUAUAAUUGCCUUGGUUGUCUGUCAGACAAUGCUUGUGGAUGGUGUGUAGAGACGAGAAGUUGUGUACUAAGAGAUGAAAAUUACACUGAAAUAUCAAAUAACAAAUUUACUGACAAUGAAAUUAAAGACAAAUGCAAAGGAGAUAUGGCUCAUCAUCUGUUAAUAACCAAUAUAGCAGAGUGUCCUAUUUGUAGUGAUUAUGUCAGUUGUUCGGAUUGUUCUACUGAUAAUCUCUGCGAAUGGGUUAUUGAUGAUGCUCACUGUAUACGAAGAGGGCGUGUAGAAGAAGCUGUUAAAGAUCCAAAGAAUUGUAGUGUACCCUGUUAUGCCCGAACAAAUUGCUUUGAUUGUACAUCCAAAAGGGAUGAAUGUGCCUGGUGUGAAAAUACCCACCAAUGCCUCACUUUUGCACAGUAUGUACCACUACAUAUGUAUGGCCAGUGUCAACAUUGGGUCUACAGCAAAUUACCUAACAUUCAGUGUCAUAAUUGUUCAGUUCAUCUCAAUUACACUAACUGCUUGCAUCACUUUGGAUGUGGUUGGUGCUUCAAUGAACAUAAUCCAACAAUUGGUGUGUGUUUAGAUGGAGAUUUUGUUGGUCCAGCUUCUGGUAGGAUCUGUGCAGCUGUUAUAAGUGAGAACCAUAAUAUUUCUGUACAGGAAUCUGCACAUUGGGCCUAUGGGGUUGUGCCAGAUGUUAAUGAAUGUACACUUGGUCUCCAUAAAUGCCAUCCAAAUGCAACUUGCUAUAACACCUUAGAUUCUUAUACAUGUAAGUGCAAACGUGGCUUUGUGGCAGUUAAUGGAACCAAACAGUGUAAGAAAACAUGCUACUAUGAUUGUGUUCAUGGCAAAUGUUCUGGUUCCCCAGACUAUAAAUGUCAAUGUGAUAUUGGUUGGACAGGAGCUGAAUGUAAUACCAGCUGUGGUUGUAAUGGCCACAGUGCUUGUCCUAAGGGUAUUGGCAUUUGUGAAGAAUGUCAUCAUAAUACUAAGGGUCAGUAUUGUGAGUUAUGUCAGCCAGGAAGCUAUGGUGACCCAACCACUGGUCAAGCUUGUAAGCUGUGUGAAUGUAAUGGCCAUGGAGAUGUCUCAUUGGGUGAGUGUCACAAUCAAACUGGAAAAUGUUUCUGUAAAGAUGAUACUAAAGGCUUUCAUUGUCAACAUUGCUUGAAUGAUUAUUAUGGAAAUCCCAGAAAUAAUAAUAAAUGUUAUCGCCGCUGUGGAGCCGCAACUGUUCUUACCAAUGUAACUUCAGGUGCUCUUGGCUCAUUUGAAACCACUCCUGAACUGAAUCAUGCCUGGAAAAUUUACUGUUUGUGGAUUAUCACUCCCUUUAAUGAUGUACAAAGACCUUUUGAAUUAGCUAGAGAAAAGAAGACUCUGCCCAGCAUAUCUUUAACAUUUGAACCAGAUAUUUCGGUUAAUUGUUCUCUGGAUGAUUUUAUUUAUGUCUAUGAUGGAAUCCCAGACUUUGUUAAUGGUAGUUCAAGGAACAAUGGACUGUUACUUGGCACAUUUUGUGGUACUCAAAACCGACCACUUUCUGUUGAAGCUGUAAAAGGUGUUUUAACAGUUUACUUCGUUUCAUAUGAAAAAGGUGAUCCCAUUCGCCAAGGAUUUAAUGCACAUUAUGUAGUUAAUUGGUGUCCCUCUCACUGCAAAGGAAAUCGUGAAUGUAAAAACAAUCAGUGUAUUUGUAAAGAAGGUUAUGUAGGACCAACAUGUGAUCAGCAUCUUUGUUUCUCCAAUUGCACUGAAAUAAAAGGGGAACCUGAAUGUUGUAAUUGUGUUUGCCCCAAUGGAUCAUGUUGUUAUGAAGAAAAAUUAUCAGUGAAAUACAUGUUUAAUCCUGCAAGCCGUGAUGAAGAAAUUUAUCCACCUCAUCUUGCUCGAAUGGGUCACAGUCUGAUCAGUUGUGGAGAUGAUGUUCUUUAUCUUUAUGGAGGGCGUUCUCUUAAAUAUGGUCUUAUCAAUGAAAUGUGGAUGUUCAAUCGUAGCAGCCAAGAAUGGUCUAAAGUCAUUGCUAGCACUGAUGAAGAACCAGCAGGAAGGUAUUACCAUGCUGCUGUUUGUGUGCCCAUCAUUAAGACAAUUUUUAUUUAUGGCGGUAUUGUUGAAACUGGUAGAAAAGUUCAGAAAUAUAAAGUGACCAAUGAAUUUUGGAAGUUUGCAGUAGAAUCCAGGAAGUGGAAGAAAGAACAAAGUGAUUCUUGGUUGCCUGCUGUUGCUGGUCACACAUUAACAUAUGUGCUUGAUACAAAAUUGGUGGUCAUUGGUGGAUUUUCAACAGAGAAUUAUUUUCUUGAUAAAGUCCUCAUUUACAAUUCCGCACAAGCUCAGUGGGAUAUAUACCAUCGCAAGAAUCUAAGUGGUGUUAUUCCUCUUGGCAUUUAUGGACACAGUGCAGUAUAUCACCUUGCUGUUGCUACAAUUUACAUUUAUGGAGGAAUGCUAUUUACAAAAUAUUACAAGUUUCAUCCUUCAAAAGAAUUAUAUACAUUUGACGUUGACAAAUUGCAAUGGAACAUUCUGCAGGCAUCAGAUGAGAGAAUGUUGCAGCCUCGAAUGUUCCAUGUAGCUGUUAAUACUCGGAAUUAUAUGCUGUUGAUAGGAGGCCGAACUAUAGAUAGAUCACCAAUUAAAGAUAUUCUUUUGUAUCAUUUUAAAUGCAAUACAUGGCAGAACAUUUCCUUCAAAGAUCCUGAAAUGAAUGAUUACCUUCGUAACUACUUUGGUGCUGCAGCCACUACAGUUGACAAAGAUUUUUAUAUAAUGGGUGGCUAUAAUGGUGUGGAAAGUGGGAAAUUAAUGAGAAUAAAUCUUCCUGAUGAUACAUGCACCCUUAUAUAUGACUAUGAGACUUGUAAGAGUACUGAUGGCUGUUCUGCAUGUAAGUUAGAAACCGUAUACAACUUGACAUACUGUGUUUCUACUGAAGGUAGAUUUCCUGAUAUAUGUUUUGGUGGAAAUGUAAGUGAAGGAAAAAUGUGUGAUCACAAGUGGUUUGAGGCAAGAAACUGUAACAAAUACAAAACAUGUGAUCAAUGCCUGGCUAUUUAUCCAGAAUUCAAGAAAAUAUCUCAGGUUUGCAAAUGGUGCAAGCAUUGUAAAGUUGGUAAAUGUAUUCACCAAAAACAGGAAUGUGGUGCCCAAAAUCCCUGUAAUCGAUCACAGGCUGAAUUUCUUGAUAUGUCUGACUGUGAUGGUAUUGUGUGCAAAGCUGUAAAUUGUCAUUCAUGCCACAGCUCAAAGAAUUGCAUGUGGACAAGACAAGUGACACGCACUGGUGAGAUUACACGAAUGGUUAGUGGAAAUCCCAGAUACUCCUGGAGUUGUGUUAUUGCCGGUGUCCAGCAAAAAAGCCCCAAAGGUAUCACAAUGGGAAGUAGAUCAUUUAAACAACAUUCAAGUGAGUGCCCUUCUGAAUGUUAUCAGAACAAAACCUGUGAAAAGUGUGUGUCAUCUCAUGGAGCAGAAGGUGGAUCUCAGCAUUGUGUAUGGAGUGAAAAAUUACAUGAGUGUAUACCUCCUGCUUAUAUCCCACUCCAUUGUUCUGCUGGUGAAUGUGGUUCCUUACUACGAGAGUAUAAUCAUUGUCCAAUCCGAUGCAUGGAAAUUCAACAAUGUUCUCGAUGCAUAUCUUCCCCCAGCUGUGGAUGGUGUUCUUUUGGUGAUCAGCUUGAUGGACGUGGCAUUUGCAUGCCUGGAGGCCUGUCUGGUACCAGCAAUGGUCUUUGUUCAGAAUCUAACAUCACUUACGGUUCAACUCAUCUUUCAGAAAGAAUCCAAGAUAAGUUUCCUGAUAAAGAUUUAAAAAUUUCUUGGGUAUUUGUAAAAUGCCCUCCUGAAGAUGAAUGUAAGAAUUCACACCACACUUGUGAUGCUACAACCGAAAAGUGUGUUGAUACACCAGAUUCCUUCAAAUGUAUUUGCAAACCAGGUUAUAAAAAAAGGGACCAAAUCUGCGAACCUGUUUGUACACAAGGAUGUGUUCAUGGUAUUUGUACAAGUCCUAACCAAUGUAAAUGUAAUUUUGGAUGGGUUGGCAGCAACUGUUCUGUGGAAUGUUCCUGUAAUUCUCACAGUGAGUGUAAAAGUGAAAAGGAUACUGGUAAUUGUUUAGGAUGUCUUCAUAAUACAAUGGGUGAUAAUUGCGAGAAGUGCAUAUCUAACUAUGUAGGUGAUCCUCGAAAUGGAGGUACAUGCAUAUCUUGUUUUAUUUAUUGCAAUAACCAUACCAAAAAUUGCACGGAAGUUAAAGGAAAAGAUCAUGAUGAAUAUGGGGGUCUUCAAGAGAAUCAGGCUGUAUGUCAAGACUGCAAAAACAAUACUGAAGGGAAACACUGUGAAAGAUGUAAAAAGGGUUACUUUAGAUUGGCGGAAGAGAAACUUCACAACAUAUGCCGACCCUGUAUGUGCAAUGGCCAUGCCUUUGAUUGUGACACAAAUUCAGGAACUAGGUGCAUCUGCAAGAAUAACACUAUGACAAAAUGUGAUAAAGAGAAAAGUGAAGAUUGCUAUAAGAAUCAGUGUUCAUCCUGUAAAAAUAGUUUUCUUGGCGAACCAACGGAUGGUCACCAGUGCUACAGCCAGAUGGAUGUAGAUUACGACUACUGUUUUGACCCUAAUGACCGCAAUGCUUGUGGCAACAACUACAAGCCAUUGUUAAAAGGCCAGACUCGUUUUUAUGCUGUCCAGCCUAAAUAUCUCAAUGUUAACAUCCGUAUCACUAUUGAUGUUACCCAAGGCGGAGUUGAUGUCUACUUCUCACCUGAUGAUAAGACAUUUGUUGUGGACCUUAACCGUGAAACAUGGUUCCAUGAAGUGAAACUUGAUAAAAGUCUCAAAUUUCAAGCUAUGUACCAUGAGUACAUGCAAUAUACUCGGAAUGAUGUAAACUAUUACUUAAGGAAAGAAGUUGCAAAAGAUACCAACAGAUUUAUAACACUUGAACAAGCAAAUACCACACUCAAUAUAACUGAUGUACGCUUUCGGCUUGUCAUUACACUGCCUUUAGAUGUACAUGAUUUGGAGAAAUCUCAGUUUUACAUAAUUAUUUAUGGUCGUGGUGAUAUAAACAGUAAUACCACUUACGGAAAGUUAAUUUUCCGUCAAGACCAGCCCCAUAUUGACUUAUUUGUAUUUUUCAGUGUAUUUUUCUCCUGCUUUUUCCUUUUUUUGGCAAUUUGUGUUUUAAUAUGGAAAAUAAAACAAACAGUUGAUGCUCAACGCAGUCGGCAGCAACGAGCACGUGAAAUGCAACACAUGGCAUCCAGACCAUUUGCAGGUGUUUUGGUUUUGGUUGAUCAUGAUGUUGUUUUAUCAAAUCCAACCACACGAAAACUCAGAGUCAAUAAACCAACAGCACGCAGUCCUCAAUGCCCUGAGGUUAAUUUGAUGCACCAAUGUUUACGUGAAGACCACUUCAGUAUCUCACCAAUUGCAAUAGAGCCAACCGAAGAUGGUAUAGCUUCUGUAGCAACAGUAGUGUUUCAGCUACCCGGGGGUGGAAGUACAGCUUCUAAAGUGUGCCUGGGCUCUGCCUUGACUAUGCGUAUGUGUCCUGGAACUGCAAAUUUAAGAAUGACAAUGCGCCGCCGUCCUAGCUCAUCUCUUGCUUGAUCUUGAUCACAACAUCUGUUACUGUCAGGUGAAACAUUUCCAUUACAGAAACUGAGUUUGAAGUCCAACAGAAAGAAUGAAAAGAAAAACAGACACAGUAAAAUGAAAAGUAAGAAAAGGAUAUUUCUCAGGUGUUGGGACAAGAAAGCAAAUUAACUUUCAAAGAUCAUUGUAUUUAAUGGGACUAGCCACAUUAAUGUAUGAAUUCCUCUUUUCUUUUUCAUUGUACAAGUUAAUGCAAUCUCAAUUGGUGUGACUACUGGCCAGUAUUAACUGAAAGUAAGUGAUUUUGUUCACUGUGUGAAGGUUGAACUGCCAAGCUGUUUGCUGACUCUUUCUAACAGCCUCCACUAAACAUUUGCUGAUCAUCAUUAUCAUAUUGGUAUUUUGUUUUUAAAAGCAGUAUGGUAACUAGACAAAUAGAGAAAUAAAAAUAAUUAAAACAUUCUGCCAAAUCCAUUACAAAAGACAUUGAAUAAUGCCUUGGAAUUUGAAAUAUAAAACCUUCAAAACCAAAACAACCAAAAUUUCUUCCUACAUCACUUUUGUGUACCAUGUCAUUAUUUCUGUAUAUUAUUUAUUGCCUUUAUUUUAAUUCUACUACAUUUUUAUUGCAGUCAAGAUUGUGAAAGUAUUUUCUUAGGAAAUAUUAUUAGUUAUUGAGAGAGAGAGAGAGAGAGAGAGAGAGGUGGCAGGGUGGAAGAGAUGGAAUGAGAGGGUGGAAGAGAUGGAAUGUGUAAAGAGACACAUUUUGAAAACACUUGGAAAUGAAACAAAACAGACUGGAAAACUGACUUCAAAAGAAUUCCUGAAACAAAAUAUGGAAAUAAAAAGAAAAAAUGGAAUAAAAUGAAAUUUGGUAAAAUAUCUGGAAAUCUGAAAUAUAAAGAAAAUAUUUUCUAACCCUUGAACUGUGAAAUUUAUCAUGAAUAUAAUUUUUUGUGGAAAAUUUUGGUAUCCAUAUCUGAUAUUUUAUCUAAUUAAAUGAUAAUUAUCAAUGAGAUUUAAACAUUUUUCAGAUUAAUAGAUUAAUUUCAUUUUAUAGGCAAUAUCACCUUUAUUUCAAAUCUUGUACGGAUAUUUGUCUUUAUGGUUAUUUAUCCAUAUUAGUGCAAGGGUUGUAUUUUGACUGUAUAUACAUAUAGCUUUGAAAAUAUUUCAGCAUUCCCUUAGAUUUUGAUUAUUGCUGCUUAUAAACAGUUUUUAUAAGUGUACAUGCACAUAUUUCAUUUCACACACAUACAUUCACACAUAAAUUUCAUCAAUAUGUAUUGGUAUUUUACUUAUGUGUCUUUCAAAACUAAUAAAAAUAUAGAUUUAAUAUUUUUA